This is a messenger RNA of Culex quinquefasciatus (southern house mosquito), 1867 nucleotides long. Its product is annotated as ATPase WRNIP1. The transcript has 2 exons. Gene Ontology annotation, molecular function: ATP hydrolysis activity; enzyme activator activity; DNA binding. The record is from RefSeq and is a predicted model, not a curated record. Gene Ontology annotation, biological process: DNA-templated DNA replication; regulation of DNA repair. Lineage: Eukaryota; Metazoa; Arthropoda; Insecta; Diptera; Culicidae. Bases 123 to 1781 code for a protein of 552 amino acids. Gene Ontology annotation, cellular component: nucleus.
UUUGUCAUCGCGCGCACUCAUCUGUUGAUCAACAACGCAAUUUCGCGCACUCCCGCCCGUUCGGUCACAUUUUCGUGAAAAUCCAGGAAAAGUUUUGCCCUCAAGUUUGUGCAACGAGCAAAAUGUCCGACGAACCGCAGCCGUCGUCGUCCAGCGCGAAGGCGGUCUGCCCGGUGUGCGACAAGCUGUUCACGGUGGAGGAAAUCGAACCGCACGUGGACCGGUGCCUAUUUUUGAACUCAACGGAAAACGGCGCCGGAGUUACGUCGUCGUCGUCGUCGAAGGAGCUGAAGAACAGCCAGAACCAGGUGCAGGCCAAGCGGAGUUUCAGCAUUUUUGAGAAGAGUCCGUCGGUGGCCUCUAAAAGGAGCAAGGUUGAGGAAGUGGGGAGUUCUUCGGUGCGGACGGUUGAGGACAUGGAGCGGGCGAUAAUAGAUUUGUCGGAUGAGGAGGAGCAGGAGCCGCGGCGGAAGGUUAAGGUGGCGGAGAAGGAGGAUUCACAGGUGCCGCUGGCGGAGAAGAUGCGACCGGUGGAGUUGACGGAUUACAUUGGUCAGGAGCAGAUUAUCGGGAAGAAUACGGUUUUGAGGACGUUGUUCGAGAGUAACAGCAUUCCGAGUAUGAUUUUCUGGGGGCCGCCUGGGUGUGGCAAGACCACGUUGGCUCACAUUAUUGCGGCACAUUGUAAGAAACACGAAAAUAUGCGAUUUGUGAAGCUUUCGGCCACGAUGAGCGGAGUCAACGAUGUGAAGGAAGCGGUCAAAGUGGCCAAAAAUGAGCUGAAGUUCAAGCGGAAAACGAUUCUGUUUAUGGACGAGAUUCACCGGUUCAACAAGCUCCAGCAGGACAUAUUUUUGCCACACGUGGAGAGCGGAACGGUGACGCUGUUGGGGGCCACCACGGAAAAUCCGUCGUUCAGCUUGAACUCCGCGCUGCUCAGUCGAUGUCGGGUGAUUGUGCUGGAGAAGCUUGCGGUGGAACCGAUGGUGAAGAUCCUCGAGCGUGCCCUGCCGCAGUACGAGACGGUCAUGUUUGAGAAUAACAACCAGACGCCGGACAUUGGCAAACUUCCGUUUAUUCCAAGAAUGAUGAUCAGCUCGGAGACGAUCCGCUGGCUGGCGGAGGUUUGCGACGGCGACGCCCGCAUCGGCCUCAACAGCCUGCAGCUCGCGCUCAACACGGUGGCCGCCCGCCAGGAGCAGGAAGGCAGCGCCCUCAAACUGAUUUCGCUGGACGAAAUCCAGGAAGGGAUCAAAAAGUCGCACCUGCUGUACGAUCGUAAAGGCGACCAGCAUUACGAGCUAAUAUCCGCGUUGCACAAGUCGGUUCGCGCCUCGGACGACAACGCCGCCCUGUACUGGUGCACCCGGAUGUUGGAAUCGGGCGAAGAUCCGCGCUACCUCGUUCGGCGGAUGAUCCGGAUGGCGAGCGAGGACAUCGGCAUCGCGGACACGAACGCCCUCACGGUGGCCACUUCGACGCUGGCGGCGGUUCAAGCCGUCGGAAUGCCCGAAGCGGACUGCAUCAUUGCGCAUUGUGCCGUUUACCUCGCGAGGGCGCCGAAAAGUCGGGAGGUUUACAACGCAUUUGGCCGGUGCAAGGCCGCGCUCAAAGAGGUGAAGGGACCGAUGCCGGGUGUGCCGAUGCAUCUGCGGAACGCCACCACGAAGCUGAUGAAGGACAUGAAGUACGGGGCGGGGUACAACCUGCUGCACAAGGACCAGUCCGGGUUGAUGUACAUGCCGGAAGGGCUGGAAGAUGAGAACUAUUUCUCGGAGUAGGACGUGGAUGAGUUUAAAGUUAUGUUGACUAUGAUUAUUUGUAAGACAAAGGAGUUAUUAAAGUUGAUUUACGUUUACUAACCAAA